GGCAGCCAUUUUGCCUGAAAGAUGCGCACGAAUGCGGCUUAAUAUAUGAACCAAAGAAUAUGUGUGAAGUAGUAGAAGAAAGCUCCUACUGAACGUUCACUUUGAGCUUGCGCGCCCGUCAAGAAAGUGGAGGACUUGCUGGCACGAGCUCACCCGCUCAAACUUCCUGAAGCUCUGCGGGUGUCGUGACUUAGACGCGGCUCUGCGGUUUAGCGCCAGCCGACCGUGCCAAGACGCUAAGGGCUUCUCGCUUCCCACUCUGCCCGCACAUUCCCUUUUACUCACUUUUCGAUCUUCCCUCCGAAUCUUCUAAUCACACGAGUCGACCAUACACGCCAAAGUAGUCGCCAUGUCGGACGGAAAGGACAAGAGCGCGAACCCCAUGCGCGAGCUGCGCAUCCAGAAGCUCGUGCUUAACAUCAGUGUCGGAGAGUCUGGUGACAGACUUACCCGUGCUGCUAAGGUGCUCGAGCAGCUGAGCGGUCAGACUCCUGUCUACAGCAAGGCCCGCUACACUGUCCGUACCUUCGGUAUCCGUCGUAACGAAAAGAUCGCCGUCCACGUCACCGUCCGUGGCCCCAAGGCCGAGGAGAUCCUUGAGCGUGGUCUUAAGGUCAAGGAGUACGAGCUCCGCAAGAGGAACUUCUCCGAGACCGGCAACUUCGGCUUCGGUAUCAACGAGCACAUCGAUCUUGGUAUCAAGUACGACCCUGGUAUUGGUAUCUACGGCAUGGACUUCUACUGCUGCAUGACCCGCCCUGGUGAGCGUGUCGCUAAGCGUCGCCGCUGCAAGGCCCGUGUCGGUGCUCCUCACCGCAUCAACCAGGCCGAGACCAUCAAGUGGUUCAAGAACCGCUUCGACGGAAUUGUCCGGUAAAUGUUUCAUUUCUGGUCUUUGGGGGAGCCAGGGGGUUGCGUUUAUGAUGAAUCAAUAAAAACAGGCAGAAAAAAUGCCGUUCUGCUUUGAAAUACUUGUUUCUACCACGGCAUGAGGAUAGGCGUGUUAGGAAUCCAAAUUCUCAAGUUCAAAAAAACGCAUCCACUUUUCACAAUGAAGGCUUCACAAAGGGUGAUGUAUCCGCAUAACCAUUGAUGAAAAGAUUUGCAUGAUGCUUGCCCCAUCACACUCAGUGUGAUAAUGGUGGCUAUUUGGCCGUUGGAUCUCUUUUCAGAGUCCAAGAACAUGUCCUUCUCACUGUCCCCUGUGGCAGUGUGCUCCUCUGCUCUUAGGCCAACAUGGAUGGUACGGAAACAGCCCGGCUCCAUGCUCGCCUUGAGAGUAUGCCGUAAAUCAGCUCGUUGUAAACUCUUCCUGUAGUCAAGAAAGAUAUCAACUAUGUGGGUCAUGAUCAAGAGCAUAUCGUAGAUUGUGGGCCCAUCUCGAAACGCCGUUAAUCAUAUGGGAUCACUAGUGUUUCCAUUGGGGUAGUCCCAUAUUAA
Molecule: messenger RNA, 1440 nt
Organism: Aspergillus pseudotamarii
Lineage: Eukaryota; Fungi; Ascomycota; Eurotiomycetes; Eurotiales; Aspergillaceae
Product: 60S ribosomal protein uL5
Exons: 4
Coding region: 350-877 (175 amino acids)
Biological process (GO): translation
Cellular component (GO): ribosome; cytosolic large ribosomal subunit
Molecular function (GO): structural constituent of ribosome; RNA binding
Source: RefSeq, a predicted model, not a curated record